CCGGGCGGCAGUUACUGGGCAGGGCGACAAACAUGGCGGCGUCUGGGAGCAGCGGCGCUGGCCGGGCGGAUAACGGCUACGGGAGCCAGCAGCCCCGGCGGAGGAAGGGCCCAGGCGCCCUGGCCACGACCUAUCUGGUCAUUUACAACGUGGUGAUGACGGCGGGAUGGCUUGUUAUAGCAGUUGGUCUAGUCCGAGCAUAUCUGACUAAGGGUAGCUACCAUAGUCUUUACUACUCAAUAGAAAAGCCCUUGAAAUUCUUCCAAACUGGAGCUCUGCUUGAGAUUCUACAUUGUGCAUUUGGCAUUGUUCCCUCUUCUGUUGUCCUGACUGCUUUCCAAGUGAUGUCAAGGGUCUUCCUGACAUGGGCUGUAACACACAGUGUAAAGGAGGUACAGAAUGAAGAUAGUGUCCUCUUAUUUGUUGUUGCCUGGACGAUCACUGAAAUUAUCCGUUACUCCUUUUAUACAUUUAGCUUAUUAAACCACCUCCCUUACCUCAUCAAAUGGGCCAGGUACACACUGUUCAUAGUACUGUAUCCAAUGGGAGUCUCAGGCGAAUUACUCACAAUAUAUGCUGCUUUGCCCUUCGUCAGACAGGCUGGCUUGUAUUCCAUUAGUUUACCUAACAAAUACAAUUUUUCCUUUGAUUACUAUACAUUCCUGAUCCUGGUUAUGAUCUCUUAUAUUCCAAUCUUUCCUCAGUUGUAUUUCCACAUGCUACAUCAGAGGAGAAAGGUACUUUCCUAUACUGAAGAACACAAGAAAUCUGAAUAAUUCCAGCUCUUUUUCAGAACUUUUCACACACCAAAAUGCUGCAGACUUUCAGUAACCCAGCACAUUUAUAUAAAAUAAACCAGGAGUAUAAAAAUUAAAUAGGACGUUUAAAAAAAAUGUAGAAAGAAUAACUAAUGUGAUGAUUUUCUUGAAAUUUCACCAUGUAAAACACUAGAAUAUCAUUUUCAGCAUGCAUUGCUAUGAGAAAUUUGUGGCUUUGACUUUUUAGCCUUUUAUGUUUCUUUAAUUUAUAUGCUAACAAGACUUCAAUUUAUCACUUGACACCUGAAAGUUACAAAAUGAGUGAUAAAGUUGAACCCACUAAGUGCAGUGCUUGAAUUGGGAUUAUAUUAUUAUUGUCAUUGCUUUUUAAAAGCGCUUGACUACAUGCCAGAAAUUGUAUGUAUUGCUGUAGAGGCAAACUAUAUUCUCUGGAAUGCUCUAAGAUUUUGGCUGGGACUCCAGUAACCAGGCAGAUUGUUUAAAUCUAGCAAGAGAAUUUCCUAACUUGAAAGGCAAGUGGGAGGGAGAGCAGGGAAGCAAUUAUUGAAACUGAAGGGAAAUGUGAUUCUCAAGGAAUUUAAAAAGUACGGUGUCCUACCAGCAUAUGUUAUCUAAAGAUUUAACUGUUUAUUACCUCAAGCUCUGUUCCAGUAUUGUUCCUACAGAGCUGUAAUAUUGCUCUGAAAUAUUAAAACUGCCUUGAGUACAGCAGCCUCAGAUCACUUUUUUGAAAUACAUAGGGGGGAAAAGUGUAAUUUUAACUUUUCUGAAAUAAUUGGGUAAAGCAAUGUCAUCAGUCAUGGACCUGUACAGAGUGACACCAAGACAUGUCACUCGGUUGCUCAGUGUUUUCGUCCCUUUAUGGCUUUAAAUUAUCCCCAUAACUUGUAACUGUUGUCCACUAGCUCAUUUAACCUCUUUCGUUAACACACUUGUAAACAGAGAAGAUUCAAAUACAUUUCUGACUUUCAACUUUAAGAAUAAAUGUACACAAUCACAGUCUAAAUAUGUUCUAUACAGAGCCUUUUUCCAAAUUGUGUUUUGCCGCUUGAACUUAAAGAUGAAUAGGCAACAAUUUCAGUGAUACUGUUAAAUCUAAUUUUAAUGAUGCUAGUAAGCUAAACAUUUUUUUUUAAAUGUAGUCAUUCAUAGAGGGGCAGUAUUUCCAUGAACAGAUUUAUAGUUACAUUUGUUUUAGGUUUUUCUGAAGAAGAAAAAAUCUAAAUCUUUUCAUUACUACUUUUUAUUUUUGUUGGCAAUACUGUUUCUUGUUCCAUUGAAAAAGUACAGCUGAAUUUUAUCAGUGCUCAAAAUGGUAAAGAGCUUUCGAUAUGUAAAUAGCGAAACCUUAUAAUGCAGCAGAAAUGAUACCAUGGCAACACUGGGGAGGGGAGAAAACCUAGAGAUAAUAGUACUGGUCUGUUUUAGAGAAAUAUAGCAGUGUGUUUGAUUUACUGUAUAAAAUAAUGUAAAUAUACAUCUUUAUUGACCAAUAAAUCUCUCCUCCUACCCCCUUCAGAUUGGCUAUCCAGGUUAAUUAUAGCCUGUGUUUUCAAAUGGAGGAACGCAAAUACAUACAUAGACACAUAAAUCACAAUGGCCUGAGUUUCACAAGUUCUGAACACUCAGAGCUCCCAUUUGAAAUCAGUGGGAAUUCUGGAUGCUCAAUUCCUUUGAAAACCAAGCCACUUCGAUUUAGGUGACUAAAUAUGGAGUUAGGAGUCUAACUUUAGACUCCCAUGUCUAAACAUUUUGGCCUAUGUGAAUGAUAUAUGAAAUGGGAUACGUUAGCUAUAUUGAUGGGAAGGAGGCUUGUACAAUAGUUUUAAUUAGAUGGCUUUGGGUUUGCUAAGAAGCAGAGAGAUUGCCACAAAUUUUUGAGAAUGGGGAGAAGGCUCUGUAUAAUUACCUAUUUAGUUAGAUAAGUUUAUAUAUUUUGGGAUUUUAUCACUUCUCUACCAAUAACACAAUACCGUAUAUAAAGGUAAUUGACCACACAUGUAAAUUAACUCCUACAUUUUUUUUAAAAAAUGGAGCUAGCAUUCGCAGAUGUGAAAAAUACAUU
This is a messenger RNA of Chelonia mydas (Green sea turtle), 2844 nucleotides long. RefSeq names its product 3-hydroxyacyl-CoA dehydratase 2 (gene HACD2). Gene Ontology annotation, cellular component: endoplasmic reticulum membrane. The record is from RefSeq and is a predicted model, not a curated record. Gene Ontology annotation, molecular function: 3-hydroxyacyl-CoA dehydratase activity. NCBI's taxonomy places the organism in Eukaryota, Metazoa, Chordata, Testudines, Cheloniidae. Gene Ontology annotation, biological process: very long-chain fatty acid biosynthetic process; sphingolipid biosynthetic process; fatty acid elongation. The transcript has 7 exons. The coding region runs from base 33 to 776 and encodes 247 amino acids.